AUGUUCCAGCGCAUAAAUUGUUUAUGGGCGCAUAGCAUAAUUUGUUUGACCCUCAGAGCUGCGGAUGAAAUUGAUUUCGUGGCAAGUGAGACAUCCUACUCGUAUCUCUUAAGAAAUCUUCCUCGUUUAUAUGCACUAGCAAGUUUAGCUUUGUUAGAGAUAGGGAUGGCAAUAGACCCGUUAUUAGUCAAUGCUCAAUCGAUAGCUUUGGAUGGGGUGCAGACGUGGCACCGAAUUACCAGAAUAGCGCAGGCAAUUAGCCAGUGCUCUCAGUAUAAAAUCACUCACCUUAGGAGGCAUGUAUAG
Molecule: messenger RNA, 306 nt
Organism: Dovyalis caffra
Lineage: Eukaryota; Viridiplantae; Streptophyta; Magnoliopsida; Malpighiales; Salicaceae
Source: the annotation of a GenBank genome assembly